Messenger RNA from Lactuca saligna, 1937 nucleotides. The record is from the annotation of a GenBank genome assembly. NCBI's taxonomy places the organism in Eukaryota, Viridiplantae, Streptophyta, Magnoliopsida, Asterales, Asteraceae.
UUUCGUAUAUUCAUUUUCUUUUAAUCAAAACGGUCACAAUCAAUCGGAAAGUGUACGUAGAUAGCCACUUUUCCUGAUCAAACAAUUAAUUAACGUCCACUGCAACAACAAGAUAAGAAGAAGCAAGUAGGGCCUCUAGGGGGACCUUAUCAGUAGCCCAUAACCCAACUUCUACUAUUAAUUCCUUAACCCUAAUAACUAUUGUUGCUCAACUUUGAUCGCAUCUAAUAAUUAGGAACGAACGAUCGUUCAAGUACUCGUUUAUGAUCGAAACACCUAUUAUACAAUUCCUGUUUAUAUAUGCGCUCUAUGUGCUCGAUGAAUUGCCAAGCAGGGAUCUUUGGCAUGUUCUUCGAUAAAAGUUUCUAUAGCCUGAUUCAACUAUGCAAUUUAUUUAAAUCUUGUGUUGCAAGGGCAAAUUUGUCAUUUGAUCAUUUUACUUCUUCAAGUUUGUAUAACAAUGAUGUAUUAAAGAAGCAUAACAGAAUAUGCUCAAAAUCCAUGCUGAUAAUAUGAAAAGCAUGAUAGGGUAUAAAUUCCAAUAAGCUGAAUAGCGUGAACCAUAAGCCAGGAAGAAAAGGAAGGGUGCAAAAUAUCUCCCACGUUGACUAAUUUGACCAUCUCCUCCUACAUCAAGAAACUUGGGUCAAGUUUCUUCACUUGAAGCUGGCCAUGGGAGGACCUGGUUGUGAAUCCGUUGAUAACUUCAAAACUAUCCUGGAACAAGAAGGAAUUUACCAUCUUUUAUCAGGUGAACUCAAGGUACCUUUAUCAUCAUGUAAACAGAAAUCAGUUUGCUUAUUGUUCUCUGCAAACUGGAGUAGACCUUGUAAGGCUUUUAUACCACAACUUCUGCAAACAUACAACGCCCUAAAAGAUGUUGACUAUGAACUCGAAAUUAUCUUCAUAUCCUUUGACCGAGAUGAAAAUGGAUUUAAAGAACACAUGAAGUCCAUGCCAUGGCUUGUGGUUCCUUUUGAUGUCAAUUUACAGAAGAAACUUGAUUCCGUUGGACUCAUAAAAGACUAUGGCCCCGAUGCAUUUCCGUUCACCAAGAAAAAACAAGAAGAGUUGAAAGCUUUAGAUGAAGCAAAACGUCAAGAAGGGAAGUUGGAACAUCUUUUUACAAAUGGGAUUGAUAGUAAAGGUGAAAAGAUAUGUUCAUCGGAACUUGUGGGCAAGACGAUUGGUCUUUACUUUGGUGCAAAUUGGUGUCCACCAUGUCGUGACUUCACUACACAACUCAUUGAAGCGUAUAAUGAUAUUGUCAAAAAUAAGGAUCAAGAAUUUGAAGUUGUAUAUAUUUCAACCGAUAGAGAUGUUAAAGAGUUUGAACUCGGAUUGACCAAAAUGCCAUGGGUAGCAAUUCCUUUUAACGAUAAAACAAGGCAAGAUCUUUGUAGAAUCUUUGAAGUCAAAUGGAUUCCAACUUUGAUAAUUUUAGGACCAAAUGGGAAAACAAUUACCACAAAUGGGCGAAAAUUGGUUUCGUUAUAUGGUGCUAAGGGUUUUCCGUUUACCGAAUCAAAGAUCUUGGGGGUAGAAUCGUCUUUAAUGAAAGAAGGAGAUGAAUUGGCUCGACAAGUAAUGGACCGUAAACACGAACACAUUCUUAAACUUGAUAUGGCAAAACGUUACAUUUGUGAUUUUUGCAAGAAACAAGGGUCGUUUUGGGCGUUUUCUUGUAAUGUUUGUGGCUAUGACCUUCAUCCAAGUUGCAUUGAAGAAAUCCAUUGCUAGAAAGAUUUGAUAUAUGAUAUGCUAUUGCUAUGUAACAUAAUGUAUGGACUUAAUUAUUAAUUAAAUCAAAAUGUAUUAUAUGUUUGAAUGAAUACAAGUAGGGAUUCAUGUGUUAAACACUUAAUUCAAAUAACUAUACAUGGUUGUUUAUAUCAACUAAAUCUACACAUAAUGAUUUACUGUGUUAAGACGAAGAG